AUGGCUCCUAACAAAGGCUCUGCUAAGGGUCCCUCCGUUGGAGGCGCAAAGGGCUCCAAGCCUUCGCUCUCAUCUGCUUCGCGCGUCAGCAAAUCCAGCAAGAAAGAUGGUCCCAAGCGUCCCCCGCCCAAGGAACAGAAGUCCAAGCCUCGGACUGCCCAAGAGAACCUGAAGAAAAAGAAGAAGAGAGUGUACACCGAGAAGGAGCUGGAUCUGCCCGAGCUGAACCAAAUCACACCCGUCGGCGUUGUCAAGCCCAAGGGCAAGAAGAAGGGCAAGACCUUUGUCGAUGAUCAGGAGGGUAUGAUGACGAUCCUUGCGAUGGUGAACGCAGAGAAGGAAGGCCAGAUCGAGUCCAAGAUGAUGAAGGCUCGUCAAUUAGAAGAGAUUCGGGAGGCUAAGAAGGCCGAGGCCGAGGCCCGCAUGAAGGAGAGAAAGAACAAGCUCGAGGGUGUUAAGGACACUAUCCGCAAGGAUAACAAAAAGGGCAAGGGUGGUAACAAGCCCGAGACUACGAUUAAGGAUAAGGUCUUUAAGCCCAAGGCGAAGAAGAGCGUUGCAUUUGCUUGA
Penicillium soppii is the source of this 570-nucleotide messenger RNA. Gene Ontology annotation, molecular function: mRNA binding. Gene Ontology annotation, cellular component: nucleolus; preribosome, large subunit precursor. Gene Ontology annotation, biological process: intracellular mRNA localization; ribosomal large subunit biogenesis. Bases 1 to 570 code for a protein of 189 amino acids. The transcript is spliced from 2 exons. Lineage: Eukaryota; Fungi; Ascomycota; Eurotiomycetes; Eurotiales; Aspergillaceae. The record is from RefSeq and is a predicted model, not a curated record.